GGCAAUGCAUCCCGACGAUGGCUUUCUUUACUGUUACCGGUAUCUUUACGGCUUGAUGUUCUUCUGGGGCUUAAUCACGUUUCAGGCGAAAAGUUCCCGACAUGGUGGAGUCAGCUCUACCUGGUUAACGGUAAGCUACGCCCUAUUGGCACGUCUGUUUGGAGUGGCGGGUCUAAUAACAAGUGUGGCGGUAAAGCUAAAGGAUCCACAGAUGGCGUCUGCCAUGUUUAGCCACCUGACACCGCUGGUGAAGGUGAUUUUUUCAUGGGAGUGUCUCAGCUGCUCGAUUACCUAUGUGGAGUAUUGCAUUUCGCUGGAUGCGCAGCGAAAAAAGCAUCUGGAACUACUUGACAGCCUUCAGGAAUUCGAUGGGUUGAUUUCAGAGAAGUUCCCGUUGGUAAAGUGGAACUACCAGCGCACCCACAGGAAGUACUGGUACGGCACUAUGAUCGUGGGCUUCUGUUUCACCUCCUUUUCCUUCUCUUUGAUCUUCGACACGGUGCGGUGUAACUGCGGCCUUCCGUCCACGCUGCUGAUGGCAUUUAGCUACACCCUCCUAACCAGUUCUCUAGGAUUGGUGGGCUUUGUGCAUAUUGCCAUAAUGGACUUUCUGCGCCUCCGUCUGCGUCUUAUUCAAGUGUUGCUGCAGCAACUUUACCAGUUCAAAGGACCAGAUAAUGAGAAGGACAUUCACCAAAGGAUUGGACACUUGUUCAGGAUGUCCAAGCGCUGUUGCCACCUUUUAAAGGGGCUUAAUUCAGUGUUUGGAUUCGCUGCCGCCGCUGGGCUCUUCUACGACUUCACCAUAAUGACUUGUUUCGUCUACGUAAUCUGCCAGAAACUGCUCAGCAGAGAGCCCUGGGACUUGGAGUACACAUUCAUGGUACUCCACGUCUCCAUACACACCUACAAAGUGAUCAUCACCAGUACUUACGGGUAUUUGCUUCAACGUGAGAAAAUCAAUUGUAUGCAUUUGCUAGGUAAUUACUCCAAAUCCUUUCCUAACCAUGAAAUAGCAGCCCGGCAGACCGAGGAUUUCCAGCACUGGCGGAUGCACAACCAAGGUAGUGCCGUUGUGGGCAGUACCAUACCUCUCAAUGUUUCUACAAUUUACUUGAUAUACAACGGAAUGGCCAACUAUGUUAUUAUCCUGGUGCAAUUGCUAUUCCAACAGCAGCAGCAGACCAAAGAUCGCUCCAAGACACUGGUCAGUAAUGUGGAAAUAGUGGGACCCAUAGGACCCAUUACACAUAUGGAGUAAUUCAAGUAAUUUUAU
Messenger RNA from Drosophila bipectinata, 1276 nucleotides. It is a transcript of the gene Gr47b, whose product is annotated as Gustatory receptor 47b. NCBI's taxonomy places the organism in Eukaryota, Metazoa, Arthropoda, Insecta, Diptera, Drosophilidae. Gene Ontology annotation, biological process: sensory perception of taste. The record is from RefSeq and is a predicted model, not a curated record. Gene Ontology annotation, cellular component: membrane.